Molecule: messenger RNA, 4205 nt
Organism: Apodemus sylvaticus (European woodmouse)
Lineage: Eukaryota; Metazoa; Chordata; Mammalia; Rodentia; Muridae
Gene: Etaa1
Product: ETAA1 activator of ATR kinase
Exons: 6
Coding region: 100-2718 (872 amino acids)
Source: RefSeq, a predicted model, not a curated record
CAGCGUAUUUUACGCGCCCAACUUGCGAAGAUGGCGGUAGGCGGUGGCGCGCGGGCUCUUCGCGGAGCCGUUGCCCAGCUCCUCUGGAACAAAAUGUGAAUGCAGCUGGAGGACGGUGCCACGGGAAUGAGUCGGCGAAGGAAGCAUGCGGACAGCCCUGCCCGGAGGAGCACGCCGCGCAGGGCGGCUGCCGAGAACCGCAGCCCGGCGGCGGAGCGGUGCCCGCGGGGGUACAGGGCGGCCCGCAGCUCCCAGCUCAGCCGGGAGGGAACGCGGUCCGCGCGGCGGGCUCGGCGGCGGGCAGCGGCUGACGGCGGCCGCAGCCCCGGGGAAAAGGAGACACCAACACAAGUUCUGAAAAUGGAUUUAUUAUCCUGUACCUUCAGUUCUCCAAACGAUCCAGAUGGACAGACUGAUAUCUUUUGGGAUCAAAAUUCUCCAAUGACAAAACAGUUAGGUAAAGGAAGAAGAAGGCAGAUUUCCAGUGCAUACAGCGAUGAGAUUUCACAUAUUGUUAAUCGUAUUGCUCCUCAGGAUGAAAAACCAGCCACAAACUCCAUGCUGGGCGUCUGGAUUGGCGAAACUGCUAUUCCUUGUACUCCUGGUGUAGCAAAAGAAAAAUCAAGAGUGAAAAUCAGCUGCACAAAAUUAAAAACAAAAAAUCGAGAAAAAGAACUUAUGAAAUUGGCCCAACAGUUUGAUAAAAAUAUGGAAGAACUUGAUGUGAUCCAAGAGCAAGAUGGGAAGAAUCAUGACUUUAUCCAGACGACUUCAGAAAUGGGACCUUUAGAUAACCAUAAAGAUUCUGUGCAGAUGGAGUCAGAUAGUAUAGUUCCUGAAAUCAGUUGUACUCCAAUAAAGAAGCAAAUAAAAGGAGACACUGGGAUAGCUCAGGCAAAGGGGCAAGGCAGCAGUCAGAAACCCUUUGACCAAAAUGUUGAAGCAGCCUUUAAUGCUAUUUUUGAUGGUUCCACUCAGAUGUGUAGUGGACAGCUAAGCCAAGAUCCGUCAGAUGCUUUUCUGAACAAUACUAAAACUUCCUUGAGAAAGAAAAAUGCCUUAGUACAAAAGGAAAUAAUUACUACUGAAACUCUGCUCACUGAAAAUCUACUAAAUAAAACUCCAGUAUCACCUUCCCCUCAGGUAGAUACUACGGUAAUACUAAAACCUUGUGUGACUCCCUGUCCAAGGACAGCAUCUCAUAAACAACCUGAUGAGUUAACUGCUAAUGACUUUGAGGAUGAUUGGGAAAGCUUACUAGGCAGUGAACCUUUCCUUAUGGAAAAUGCUGAAAUGCUUGAACUCUUUCCUUCUACAACUGCCCAAGACACUGGUCACAAGGCAGUUUGUACCUCGAUUGGUGAAAAUGAUACAAUCACAUCAAGAGCAAAUAUAAAUCUAGGAGGAAGGUUAAGAGAUUCAAAAGCAACACUGGAUCUUCCUUCAAAGACACGAAACAGAGAACUAAAAAAUGAUGGGCAAUAUAGGUUUUCACCACAUCCAGGUGAUGAAUCAAGGAAGUUACCAUUCACUGGAAAUAAAGUAAGAUUUGAGAAAUCUGUCACUAACAUUGUUAGUAAAAAUGAAGAUUAUGUUGCUGUCUCUAAUCUUGAAGAUAAUCGUAGUAAGCGCAUACUUAAUGCCUCUAACAAGUCUGGUUCAUACUCAAGGUAUCCGAAUGAACAAAAUUAUGAGCUUGGUGUCAACCUGCCUUUGAAAAUACCUACUACUGACCCAUUGGAUUCUGUGUUCUUGGGCAAAGAAAACAUUGUGUGUAACACAAAUCAGUCUCAUGGACCAAAGUUUAAUUCUUCCUUUGAUGACUGGAAUGAUCCGCUGUUGGCCAGUGAAAUGAUUAAAGCAUGCCAUCAGUUAGAGACUACCUGGGAAGCAGAUGAUGUAGAUGAUGAUUUGUUAUAUCAGGCUUGUGAUGACAUUGAAAGACUAACUCAGCAAGAAAACAAGGGCAGUAAGGAGUCAGAAAGUAUAAGUAAUACUCCCAAAUGUGGAUCCAGAAAUAUUUCUACUGCAUCUAAACAAGCAAGUCAGUUGGUGCCAUCUAAACAUUGGAAUCUUGUCAGCUCUGCAGUGCCAUUGUCUUUAGCAAAUAAAUCACAGAUAAAUAAGCCAGUGACAGUAGAGAAAAGAGACAUAUGUGGAGAUUGUCCCAAUAUUUUGGAUGCUACAAAUUUGUCUGUGUGCUCUAAGAAUUCAAGUGAUAAUCAGCAUGUACCAGUACAAGUGAAAAGCACAAAAUUUGUUCUUUCAGGAAGUUCAAAUUUGAAUGUAAAUUUGGGUCCUGUGAGCACAACAAUUGCUACUAAUAUGAAGUUGAGUACUGAGCAGCAAUCCCACAACAGCUUAGCAGAUGAAGCUCAGAAUGAUAACAAAGUACUGAAGUUACCAAAAUUUACAUUUAAGAAGAAAAAUUCUCAGUUUCUUUCUCAGUUAAAUCAAAAUCAUCUAGCAGGAAGUAUGCCUGUUAGCAAAAUCUCGGAUUUGGGAAAAAGGGAAAUUGUCAAUUCAUUGCUUGAAGCUAAUCAACAGCAAUCUUCAAUAAAAUGUCCUGAGUCUUUGAAACCAUCUUCUCCAGAUGAAGAAGAGAGAAAUAGGAAGUAUUCUCCUGAAGAAAUUCAGCGGAAAAGGCAGCAGGCACUGGUUCGAAGAAAGGCCAGAGCAUUACAUACUGUGCAGUCCACUCCCAUUUCACUGCCUUGAGGAAAGUCGGGUUAAGAUGGUUUCCCAGCUAUUGAUCACUAUCUAUGAUAGGACUUUUGUUCUGAUUUCUCUGUGAGAAAUUCAAUGCUGACUUAUCAAGCAUAAUUUAUUAUUUAAUAAAUCAGUGUUUACAGUAGAAAAUGAAACUUUCUCAGAUAUGUAUGUGAAUUAUGUAUAAAGUUUUUGAAAAGUUAACAGUUAUGUAUAUACAGAGAAAAGUGCUUGUCUUUAUUAAAUAUGGUAGCAAAUGAGCCUCAAAAAUAGCUGUAAAGUUUCUGUAGAAGGCUUUCUCUAGUUCAAAGAUUAAAAUUGCUAAGUGAACAGCAGCUUGGUUUUGUAGUGUCAUUUACAGUUAAGGAUUUUUUAUACAUUGUCAAUUUUCAACUAAUAUUCCUCUAGUCUUACUGGUCUUGCUGAAAAAUAGAGAAUUUCUGUUUACUUUCAAGAAAAUUGUGUUUAAUUGCUAUCCAGAAGUAGCUAAUUUUAAUAUUCCUAAAAUGUGAUUCAAUUUGAAGACAUUUCACUGUUAGGAAAACCACAGGCUAGGCAUUAAGUCUAGUUUAGCACAAAGAGAAAACAGGAAAAAAAGAAAACAAAGCUUUAUUAUGUAGGUAAUAAAGCAUCAUUGACAAUUAGAAUUGGCAGAAACAGCAUCUGAUCCAGCUUCUUUAUCAUAGAGGUUAGACAGGACAGUUCAAGCUCUUGCUUUUCUUGGUGUACGUAUGUUUUUGAGUCAGGGUCUUGCUGUGUGGCCCAGGCUGGCCUUCAACUCUGUCACCCAGAUGGCCGCAGACUAUCAGCGACCCUCUUGCCUCAGUGCUCUUCCGUACAGCUGUAUGCCACCACGCCCAACUUACAGUGUUACUUUCAAAGUCACAGACAAAUUAAACCUGUCCUUAUGUGAGAAUGGUUUUUCUGAAGAUCUAAACAGUUGGAUGGAUGAUUUGCUUCAAUCUAUUAGUACUUAAAAUAAUUGAAAGGAGCAUAAACACUUAAAUAUAAUCUAAAGUACAUUAAAGACUGCUUAUUAAUAGUGCUUACAUACAUUCUUUAAAGAAUUAGCAAAUCUUUUCAGGAUUUAAAAUUAGACUUUCUAGGCUCAGUUUUCUUAUUACUGUUAUUUCCCUUCUAAUUAAUUAUUUAGCUUCAUCGUUUUUCCCACUGUCACCCCUCCACCCCCUUUUUGGCUUUUACACGAGUCAGUAAUAAAAGCCUUAACUAAAAGGGAGGGCAUGCAGCAGUAAGGAUGCUAGCAGUUUUUUAAAUGCUUUAUAAGAGAUAUGAAGAAAAUUAUAGCUGUGAAACAUUCAUCUUGGUCUGGUGUUCACUACUGUUUUGGUCUCUUAGAGCUUUGACAAUCUGAAAGCUAUUAUGUAUCAUUUCUCAAAUGUUAUUUUUAUAUGUACAGUAAAACAGAUUUUAGUUUCUCUCUAUUAUCAAAGAGUAUAUUACAAAGACCUAAAUAAAUGUUGUAAGUUAUGAUGUAA